Pneumocystis jirovecii RU7 is the source of this 3468-nucleotide messenger RNA. RefSeq names its product transport protein particle complex II subunit TRS130. Bases 1 to 3468 code for a protein of 1155 amino acids. The transcript has 18 exons. The record is from RefSeq and is a predicted model, not a curated record. Gene Ontology annotation, cellular component: TRAPPII protein complex. Lineage: Eukaryota; Fungi; Ascomycota; Pneumocystomycetes; Pneumocystales; Pneumocystaceae. Gene Ontology annotation, biological process: intra-Golgi vesicle-mediated transport; early endosome to Golgi transport.
AUGUCAUCUACAAAACCAACAAUAAUAUAUAAUGAUAAUUUUGAUUUAUGGCCAUUAAUUUCACCUAUACUACAAAACUAUCUUCCUUUAAGAAACUUACAUUGGAAAUAUAAUAAUCGUUCACUUAAAUCUAUUCAUUAUCUAGAUGUGGAUAUAAAACCAUAUAAUCAUAUUAAUUCAGGUGAAAAACCACAUCAACUAUUAAGUCUUUUGGACAUGCCAUAUUUAAAUAUGUUUUUGGUAAAAUGCGAUGAUAUUGAUACAUAUCGUAGUUAUAUUCGUGCAAUGAUUCGGAAAUGGCAUAAUUCAGUUUUAAUGAAAAAAAAUCAAGAAUGGCUUAUAAUACAUGUUACUUUUCAGUCAGAUUCAUUAUCUAUAACUAGAAACACUACCCCUUCAAAAUUUUUAACUAUAAAAACAUCAGUAUAUGAUAAAAUUAAGGCCGAUUUUAAUGUACCAAAAAAAGAUAGAUGCGUCCAAUUACGCUUAGGAGAUACAGAUGAAAUUGAUGUAUGGCAAGAUCUGAUAAUCAAAAUGAAAGAAGGUAUUCUUACAAGCUUUAAUACUAGAAUAGCACAAUAUGAAGAAGAUAUAAAAAAAAUGGAUUCUCAAAAAACUUUACCAGGAUGGAAUUAUUGUACUUUUUUUAUCCUAAAAGAAGGAUUAGCUCAAUCUUUUGAACAUAUGUCGCUGAUUGAAGACGCAUUGAUUCAAUAUGAUGAGCUAGAGUCAUUAUUUUAUCAAACAUUAAGAGAUAAUCAAUUAACUUGGUUUGGUAAUGCUGGAGGAACACAUCUAAAUGAUGAUUCAGAAUCUAUAUUAGAUAUUUCCAAAAAAUCAUAUCGAUUAUUUAUAUUACAAAAUACAAUAUCUUUUUUUGAUUUCAGGAUUUAUUUAUUUGCUCGUCAGUGUCAUUUACUUCAGAAACUAAGAGAAUAUGAAGAGAUUCUUCAAAGAGGGAGAAAUUUCAUUACUACCAUGGCAGCAACAUUGCGAAAAUAUGAAGAAACAUUAGUCCCUUGGUUUAUUGAAAGUUGGGUUUGGAAUAGUGUUCAUAAUCUUAUAAGUAUUACGAAAGAUAUCUCAAAUAAUAAAAAUAUUUCUGCGCUUAGAGGGGAACUUCUAUUCUUAGCUCGACUGCAGCUUGACAAAAUUGGAAUUGCAUUUGGACAUAUACCAAAAGAUUUAUUGUUUAGUCAUAAACUUACUAAUGUUCCAGAAAAUGAUAAGAAAAUAAGAUUAGAAGAAAGUGAACAUAUUACAAAUAUUAAACUUAUUCAAAUGAUAGAUUCUAAAGAAGAAUUUUUAGAGGAAUAUCAUGUUUUAAAUAGACAUAUAUUAAAAGAAUUUCAAUAUGGGAAUAAAUCAAAUGCUGAAAAAAGAAUUCUAGGUGAUAUAGCUGCAUUUCAACAUUAUUUAAAACAUUACAAGAAUGCUGCUGAAAUUUUAAAAAACAUACCAGAAUUAUAUUCAAAAAAUGGUUGGGGAAAAAUCGAGUGCUCAAUAAUGCAAACAUAUGCUUCUUGUACUCUUGAAAGUGGAGAUAUUGAGAAAUAUGUAAAAUCAUGUUUAUCUUUAUUAAAAUCUGAAAAAUAUUUAACACAAGAUAAAACAUCAUUUUAUAUUAAACAAAUAGAAAAAUAUGGAAAAGCUUUAAAUAAUGAUAUUUUAUAUCCUUUAGAAAGCUAUUUUUCUGUCCAAUUAAGCACUUUUAUCAAUCAAUUUGAAGAUAGAGAUACUUAUUCUUUAGAGUUGAUAUUAGACAGUAAAAUUUCUAUGGAUAUUUCAAUAGAUAACAUAAGCCUAAAAAUGCAUAAGGAAACUGAUAGUCAAGAAAUAUAUUUUAUUAAAAAAAAUCAUGUUGUAAAACAUGGUAAAAAUAUAAUACAUUUACUGUCAAAUAUAACUAGUCUUGGAAAUCAUAUAAUAGAAACUAUUAAAAUAAGAAUAGGAAAGAUUUAUCUUUUAAAAAAUUUCUUACAUUCAGGAAAAAAACUUCGUAUAGCUUUAUUUCCAAGAAUAGGUUCUCUUAAUGUUAACAUUACAUUACCUACAGAUAUAUUGCAUAAUGAACAAAAAAUAUCUAUAGAAAUAGAUCCAGGAAAAAAUGAAGUUGUUUCUGGUCAUUUAGAUUUAAAAUUUAUUAAUCAAAAUCUUAAAAUUGAUACUUCUAAUGCAGAAGCAUAUUUUUUAAAUAAAGAAAAAAAAAAAAAUCCAUUUAAGUUAAAAGAAAUUACAAAAAAUAGUGUUUUUUUAUUUGAUGCGAUUAACCCAAGUGAAAUACUAGUUCUUAUCAUUCCAUAUUUUUCUGACAAUGAGGUUUCGGAAAUCAAAGCAAAAAUAUCAGUAACGUAUACUACGAAAACUACUGAAUCAUAUAUUUUUUUAUCUAAUUUUAUUUUACCAACUAUUUUACCAUUAUCAAUUAACGUGCAAAAUUAUUUCAAAAAAAACUGUAUCUUUUCUCAAUUUAUAGUUUCUUCUAAUGCAAUAUCUUUACGAAUUACUAAUACAAAUUUGGAAGAUUCAAAAGAUUUUUCUAUUUUUUCAAGUGAAAUUUCAAAUAAAACUCUAAUCCUUACUUCUCAAUCAACAUCCUUUAUAUUCAAAAUUGUUAAAAAAGAAAAAAUAUCUAACUAUCAACAUUUAAUUUUUAAUGUAAUAUAUCAUACAUUAGAAGAAGAAGUGUUUUAUAUUAUUUCUGAUAUGCUUUUUCAUGAAUUACAAUUAAGCAAUUUUCAUAAAUAUUAUUUAUACAUAAUUCAUAUUUUUAAAAAAUUCCAACUAUCUAAAAUUAAUUAUGAUGAUUAUGGAUUAAAACAAACUAUUUUUUCAAAUGAUCAUAUUAAUUAUUGGGAAGAAGAGUUAGCUCUUAUUGAAACUAAUGAUAGAAUGAAAAUAAUAAAGAUUCUGCAAAAAAUUAUGCUUGAACUUGAAAAUAUAUCGAUUGAUAAAAAAUUAUCAAAUUGUCCUCAAAGAAAAAUCAGAAUUCCUAUUAAAAUACCGUUUAUUCAUGUAUUGCAUUCGGUGGAUUUUAUAAUUAAAUCAAAUACAAACACUAAUAAUGAUAUUUACUCAAUUCCAAAAAUAACAGUUGGAGAACCCCUUCAUGCAGAAAUAAGAAUACAACAAAUAUUAGAAUGCGAAUUAGAGAAAAAUUUACUUGAAAAUUCGGAAUUUUUUUACGAAAUAUAUAUUGACAACAAUAUAUGGUUAUUUUCUGGACACAAAAAAGCUAGGUUUUUUAUUAAGAAUAAUUGCUUACAAAUAUUUCCUAUAACAUUAAUACCUUUAAAAUCUGGCCAUCUUAUGCUACCAACUGUCAACAUUACAACAGCAGCAACUUCUAUUUGUUUUGAAGUCGACUAUAACUAUAGUAUAAAAAAUAUUCUUGUUUUACCCUCAGAGUCAUCAAUAACAUUCCAUCUUGGAUCGAUCGAUCAUUCUGAACCACUAUACUCAAUGUAG